This is a messenger RNA of Pedinophyceae sp. YPF-701, 594 nucleotides long. The record is from the annotation of a GenBank genome assembly. NCBI's taxonomy places the organism in Eukaryota, Viridiplantae, Chlorophyta, Pedinophyceae.
AUGCACGCCUCCAUCGCUGCUAGGCCGAUGGCAUCCAUCCGGGCGUCGCUGGCGGGCCGCCGCGUGACCGCGAAGCCCCUGCGUGCGACGCGCCGCGCCAUCAGCGUCUCGCGGAUCCAGGCGGCCCUGAAGGAGGGCGACGACAUGGCGAACUACUCGGACUACUUCCGGAAGCUCCAGACCGACAAGGGCGACAUGAUCUCCAUCUCGCAGUACAAGGGCAAGAAGCCCGUCGUGCUCUUCUUCUACCCCAAGGCCGAGACGCCCGGGUGCACGGCCGAGGUCUGCUCGUUCCGCGACCGGUACUCGGCCUUCCAGAAGGCCGGCGCGGAGGUGAUCGGCAUCUCCGGCGACGACCGCAACGCGCAGGCGUCCUUCAGCAGCAAGCACAGCCUGCCCUUCACGCUCGCCGUCGACCAGGGCAACUUCCUCCGCAAGGGCUUCGGCAUCCCGAACGACAUGCUCGGCCUGCUCCCGGGGCGCCAGACCUUCGUCAUCGACAAGCAGGGCAAGUGCGUGCUGUCGUUCAACAGCCAGCUGGACACGCAGGGUCACAUCGACAACGCCCUCAAGGCCGUGGAGGCGCUGGUCUGA